Messenger RNA from Malassezia globosa CBS 7966, 2337 nucleotides. RefSeq lists its product as uncharacterized. Gene Ontology annotation, molecular function: protein binding. Bases 1 to 2337 code for a protein of 778 amino acids. Gene Ontology annotation, cellular component: nucleus; mitochondrial outer membrane; cytosol. The transcript has a single exon. Lineage: Eukaryota; Fungi; Basidiomycota; Malasseziomycetes; Malasseziales; Malasseziaceae. The record is from RefSeq and is a predicted model, not a curated record.
AUGGAGGCCGCAGAUGGGGUUGAGGAUGAGGAUGAGAAUGACGCUUGGAAUAGCCAGGACGGCGACGGUGAUGCUUCGAGCUCAACGGAUGCACAAGGCGGACAUCGAAAUAGUGCGACGAUUGCGCAUGAUUUCGAUAUGGACGAUGACGAAAAGUCACUUUGGAACGAAGACAAGAACUUCUCACAUGCUAACGAUGCCAUCGUCGCACCUACCUACACCAAUGUCAAGGUAACUCGGUCUAUGUGUAUGCAAAACGAUGAAGAACUACGUUCGGAUCUCGAGGUCGCACAUGAAGCCAUGCAGCUGUUCCUCAACUCACAAAUGUUGGAGGCGGAAGAGCUGUGCGUUGAGGGAGCAGAGUCCCGCUUGUAUCGGUCUGCGUGCAUGUCGAUGAUCAAUGUAAUCAAAAGCCUCAUGACGUUUGAGCCCGAUGACUUGCGCAUUGCCAUCAAAUGCUGCAAACAUACUAAGAGUGUUGCAGGCGUUCUUCGCAAGGGGCACGGGAAGCUAUCGUCCCUGCUACCUGGCAAGAGCACACUGAAUGACAUGUCAAGGCUUCAGCAACAUGCUGAACUUGUGUAUGCGGAAUCCCUGCUGCACAAGUCCAUUCUGAGCAUCUUGUACACAGGCGACACUGUGGGCCUUAUCCGCGAGGCAAUGAGUCUCCGCACGGCCUACUUGUGUCUUCGCAACCUGCUAAAGAUGGUCGAAGCAGGCGACGAAGUUGUGGAUGAGGCAAACCGCACAGGUCAAUCACCGACAAAGUCGAUCGACGAGGAUCUUCGCUCAGGCGUGUUCUUCAACAUGGGCUGCUGUAUGCUGGUCCUUUCGGUCCUCGAGCCGCGCUUGCUCAAGUUCAUGGAAGGCGUCGACUUUGAGAACAGCCGACCAAAGGCGUUGGCGUUUUUCGAGCGCGCAGGAGGCUGGACGCGUGUGCAGAGCGAGCCGCGCAUCCCAGUGACGCAAGAAGGUUUCCGCCGACCAUUGUGUGACCUAGCGAUUCUCGUCUACCAUUUGGUCAUUCCGUCGAGCGUGCCACUGCCGGACGUGGACUUGGUGAUGGCAGAUCAUGUCCUGACUUGGAACCAGCGCCGCUUUCCGCAAGGUGUAUUUUACCUAUUCUUUUCGUCGCUGAUGUAUGUAUCACAGGCUUUGCCUGACAAGGCGAUUGACUGCUUCCGCCUUGCGAUCGAUUCUCAGAAGGCGUAUAAGCAAUUGCAUCAUCUCUGUUACUGGCGCCUCGCGCUUGCAUAUCUAUCUCUUUGCGAGUACAAGAAAGCCUCAGAAUGCUUCGACCUUCUAGUGCGAGAAUCCAAUUGGUCCAAGGCCAUCUGCCAGUACGGCAAGGCAGCUGUCUUGUUUGAAGAGUCGUCCGACAACCACAUGCAGGCUGAGUCUAUGAUGCGGACAGUACCGAGCUUUGCCCGAAAGAUGGCUGGCCGUCACUUGCCAUUUGAGCGUUUUGUUACUCUUCGAGCCGAAAGAUUCUCGCAGCAGACGCCGCUAGGCCUGCCAGCGAUGGAAUUCGCAUACUUGUGGCAUUGUCUGGCUCAGACGCCCGUCUUCAUCCUGCUCGAUGAGCAGUUGAAGCGCAUUGAUCACGUGCUACGUGCGCUUCAGCGGUUCGAGUCGCCGGACUCGUUCCCUGGCGGAGCUACCGCGUUCUACUCCCAGUUCUGCUUGGCUCACUUCCUACGUGGUGUGGCAUUCCGAUACGUCGCAUUCCCCAAGAAGCACACGGUCCUGCAGUAUCCGCUGAACGACAGGCCUGAUGUCGCAAAGGCUGCAGUCGAGGCCGUGACAUCCCUAUCCAAGGUGUGUGAGAAUGGCAUGCGUCUCGAUGCUGUGGACCGCUAUCUAGUGUACUUCGCCCACUACGAGCUCGGUAAUCUAUACUGUGCGAAAGGCGAUUUUGCCCAGGCCCGCUUCGAAUUUGAGCUAAUUUUGUCGCACAAGGCCCUUGUGCCUCAGACGCGUCCUCUUAAGAGUGACAAGGCCUCAUACCUUUUGAGCCACGCAUGUCAAAUGCGCGCGAAUAUUGCGAUGGAGUCGAUGCAGCACAUGCUGAGCCAAUUUGGACCGCCGCGAUCUUCUGGCCUUAGGUCCAGCGCGCCGUCUGGUGCUGCCCCGCCCAUAACAACGACAACCAUGCCCACAGCCGGUGCUGCCACAGCGGAGAAUAUCGCAAUGCAGAUGCCGUUCGCUCAGUCGACAACCCAAAGACAGUUCACGCCCACUACUCACUACAAUGACAUCCCGGAACACUUUACUCGAUCAAGCAGUCGCAGCCGGGACAUUAGUCGCCGUGCACGCCAAAGCCGCUUUUUGUCUUAG